AAUAAAAAAAAAAAAAAAAAAAAAAAAAAAAAAUUCGGUUUUUAAGGAAAAUAAAUUAUUUUCCUGAAGGAUUUCAGAGUGAAAGGAACAGUUUUGCCUCCAAAUAAAAUCGUGAGAUUGUAAAUUUUUCAUUAUACUUUUUAAAAAUCACCGUAAAGGACAAUUUUCUACCAUCACCCAAAAGUGAGGUUAUUUUAUUGUGACGCAUUGACCAAACAAACGCCCGGAAAAUGGAUAAAGUUGAAAAACUCUAUCAAAAUUACGAGAUUUUAAAUGGAGCGGGGAGCAAGAUCCUGGAGCAUGAAGAUCUCUACAUUGAGAUCCUGGAUGCUGUAAAAGGUUCCUCAAAGGAGAAGAUUCUCGCAUCGCAAUUCAUUGGGAAGUUCUUCAAACACUUCCCGUCACUUCAGGAGCUUGCAAUAGAUCGUCAGUUGGACCUCUGUGAGGAUUCAGAUCCCCAAAUUCGGCGGCAAGCUAUUAAGGAUUUGCCGCAACUCUGCAAGGACACAAAGGAGAAUAUCCCAAAGAUCGCCGAUAGUCUUGCGCAACUUCUCUUCCUCGAUGGGACAGAACUUGCCGUGGUUUACUUCUCUCUUCAGACGCUGGCAAAGUAUGAUGCCAAACUAACGUUAACUGGAGUUAUAAGCCAAAUUGUCACGGGAGACGAACAAACCAGAGAGAAAUGCUUCAAGUUUAUCCAGCAAAAGUUCAGAAACUACAGCCCAGAUGUCUACACGAAGGAGAUUGAGGAAUAUCUAACGGCUGAACUGAAGAAGAUUCUUCAGGAUGUGACUUCUGAUGAAUUCCACACCAUCAUGACAAUCUUAGGGAGUACGAAAAUGGGAAAAACCGUUACUGGACAUGCGGAGUUGGUGAAUUUAGCUGUUGAACAAGCCGAAUUGGGAGCUGAAAUUGACCCCGUAACCCUUGAGGAUGAAACCAUUGAGAGAUUCAUCCAAUGUGCUACUCACGCUCUUCCCUAUUUCUCCAGCCAAAUCGAAUCUACGCCAUUCAUCAAGUUUAUCUGCGACAAGCUUCUCCCCAUUAACACAUGGAGCGUAAUUUCAGCAGCUGAAGAUCAAUCUCAAGUUCAUUUGCGGAUUCUCAAAGUCUUCGCUGAGAUGUGCACCCAUUGCGGUGCCCUGGAUGAUGGCCCACAGCGCAUCGAAGCAAUCUUCACUGUUUUGAUGGAAUUUCUUCCACUUCCACCGAUGGACGACACAGAUGUUCUCAGCGUGAGCCCAUCAUUCCAAUUCUCACACGUGGAAUGCCUUCUGUAUGCCCUCCAUAGUCUCGGGAAGCACGGACUGGAAUUCUUCACCUUCAGCGAUGAUCCGGAGAAGUUAAAGGACUUCAGAGCACGCUUGCAAUAUUUAGCCCGUGGAACUCAAGGGUACAUCAAAAGACUACAGGAAUCCAUGAAGGAUAAGAAAGAGGACGACAAUUCUGAGGAGAAAAAGAUAAAGUUGACUGCAUUGAGGACAACUAACAAUAUAAGUGCCCUAAUUAGGGAUCUCUUCCACUCACCACCGAGUUUCAAGACCAAGAUCACGCUGUCGUGGAUUGAGAAAAAGGAGGUAGUUCAAAGGGAGGCAGCAGCAACAAAGCGUCAUGCUCCCAUUACUUUUGACCACAAGUCAGGUGGUGGUGGUGGUGGUAUUGAUAGUAAGAAGCCACGGAAUAAUGCAAAUGGCACGCAGAAGAUGUAUACUCCACCAUCGGGAAAGUAUUCGGGGCGCAUGAGGGGCUACGGUGGACAACGUCAAGGAGGUGGUGGUGGCCCAAUGGGGCGUAGGAUGAAUCGUCCAGGAGGGAAGUGGAAGUAAAAUGAAGAAGAAAAACACCAACAAAAUAAAAACGAAGAAAAAGUGUUGACCGUGGGGGUGGGAAAAUGCCGGAAAGGAAGAAAUAUGUAUUCUGUGCUCAAAACCGGAAGGGAGAACAAUGUCUAAACUGGGUACUUUUUUUUUAAUUCUUCGGGUAAAUCAUUUAGUGGACGAUUGAAGUGUGUUAAGAUCGGUUUGCAGAAUGCCGUAUGUAUUUCAACACAAAAAAAAUGGACAUUCUUAUUAAGCAUUUUUCACAGGAUGAUGUUUUUGUUCUUCAAUGCACUUGGCGGAGCCAGAAUUUGCUGAUUUUUUUCUAGAAUAAGUUUUAACUUAAUGAAUUUUAAUUUUCAGGAAGAAGCGAAGAGCAGCUUUUGUGGAGCUUUGGACGGAAAUUUCUUUUCAUUUUCUCUGUAAAUAAAAGCUUUCUUUUCAGAAUGAACAUUUCCUCUGGGCAAGUUUCCCGCGGGAUGUGAAGCUGAAGGAUUAACAUGUUCCCUUGGAACUUACAUCGUAUAUAUUAAUACUAAUUACUUGUAGUGAUGUUUAUGAAAUUAAUGAUAUAAAAUAACAUUUUUGAAAUUUUCAGACUCGCAAAAAACAGCAAUAAAACCCCCUCCCAACCCUCUGAAAAUGAAAAUCCAAGUAGAAAUGUCACAAAGUUUUUUUUUCUUUGAUGCAGAAAGUAAUUCAGAAAAAAAGAAGUCUUUAAAAAAAAACUUUAAUGUAUUUAAUAAUAUAGUAUAAUAGCUAAAUCAUUACAAUAUUUGAUGUAAAUUACACAUUUUCGCAAAAAAAAAGGUUCUCUCCUUAUAUUCGUUUUAUCGUUCUCAUUCUAAUAAAAAAAUAAAACUUACUACAAUAAAAACCAUGAUACGAAAAGAA
This is a messenger RNA of Lutzomyia longipalpis, 2711 nucleotides long. RefSeq names its product apoptosis inhibitor 5 homolog (gene cass). Gene Ontology annotation, cellular component: nucleus. Lineage: Eukaryota; Metazoa; Arthropoda; Insecta; Diptera; Psychodidae. Gene Ontology annotation, biological process: negative regulation of apoptotic process. The transcript has 7 exons. The coding region runs from base 231 to 1826 and encodes 531 amino acids. The record is from RefSeq and is a predicted model, not a curated record. Gene Ontology annotation, molecular function: RNA binding.